AUGAGCCAACAGCAGUCCUCACAGUCUCUUUCGGGAGCUGAUCGCAUCAGGGCUCUCAAGGAUGACGAUGCAAUAUUCACUGCUUUUGAUACAUAUCCAUGGACCAAGGACAAAAGCUUCAUGUCAGGCCUUUGCUCCAUCCUUGGUGAACCUGGUCAGCAAGACCCCGAAGCCUCUCUCUCAGAUAUGGCUAUCCACGCUCGCAUAUUCUAUUAUGCACAGCGCAUUGGUGUCAACAUCGACUUUGGUUCCUAUAAAAGCUGGUUGACAAUCAAAACAAACUACCAGCCCCCAUAUGUCUUGCCAGAGGAAUACCGUCAACGUACAGAGGCCAAUGCCACCUCAGCCUCAGCCUUGGACUGGCAGAAGGCUGCACCAAAGACUGACCUCUAUAUCGACAGAAAAGCCGCUGCAGCUCAAUCUAGCUCAGAAGAUCAGCCUAAUUAUCCGAUGGGGUUUGCCGAAAUGAUCAAACUUAUCCAAGAGGGCAAGCCUGUGCCGGGCAUUCGACAAAUACCAAACACCAUCAUCAGGGAUCCCGCCGUGAAACCUGUCGGGACCAGAGCUGCCCCAAGAAAGCCAUGGGAGAAGGAUGUCAGUCCCGAUGUUUCCACUCUUGUAGACCUACCAAAAGCGCUUGACACCGAGUUCCCACCCCUUCACGACGAUCUUGUUGCUUCCUCUGCUGCUGAAACUUCGCGAGACGAAAACAUUGGUGGCGUUACGGAUCAUGCAACCAUGGGCAUGCUUCAUUAUGAAUUUGAGCAAGAUAGAUAG
Molecule: messenger RNA, 777 nt
Organism: Fusarium venenatum
Lineage: Eukaryota; Fungi; Ascomycota; Sordariomycetes; Hypocreales; Nectriaceae
Source: RefSeq, a predicted model, not a curated record